Puntigrus tetrazona (Sumatra barb) is the source of this 1868-nucleotide messenger RNA. RefSeq names its product fibroblast growth factor 11-like. The record is from RefSeq and is a predicted model, not a curated record. Gene Ontology annotation, cellular component: cytoplasm. NCBI's taxonomy places the organism in Eukaryota, Metazoa, Chordata, Actinopteri, Cypriniformes, Cyprinidae. Gene Ontology annotation, biological process: positive regulation of protein phosphorylation; cell differentiation; animal organ morphogenesis. Gene Ontology annotation, molecular function: fibroblast growth factor receptor binding; growth factor activity.
GCUCCCCUCCGCUCUCCUGCGCUCUCACUCGUUCAUGAAUGUCACCUCUAUCUGCGGAAGCCCUUGGAAUUUACAAACACUCUCUCGGGAGCUUGGGGAGAGAGAGCAAAGGGGAAUGUCAGAAGGGCUGAGAAGGGAAAGAACUUCCGAUACCUUACAUCCUCAUCCAUCUGAUCAUCCACAGACAUGAAGUCCAGGGUUGACGACACCACUUCUUGACUUUUUGUGUCUGUCUUUGUUUUCGGUGUUUUUUGCAGUCCCAGUGUCAUGGAUGCGAUACUUCGGAAUCAGGUAACAGAGUUUCUCUAAGAUUGUCUCAGGAUAUUGUUCCUUUUCUCAGUAGGAUCUGUAUUUCAGUUAGUUUUAUGCAUCCCUCGAUCUUCUUCGUUUUACAAGGAUCUCACUGAUAUGUGGAGCCGUACGGAUAAAGCGUUUGGACAAUUUAGGCUUAUUUUUCUGAACUUGUAGAAUGAUUUCUGAUCCGAUUUCUGAAGAUCGAUCCAACACUAAACCUUGGAAGGGAAGUGAGAGACCAGGGCUUUUGGGAGCUCAGAGCUUCGGGGAUAGAUAGAGAGGUAAUGGUGGUGCCGUGAUGGUUCACUUCUCUUCCAGUAUUCCAGUACGGCUCCAUGGAUCAUCAGCUGCCACUUUUCCAGUCCGUAUGCUGUGCAACGAGACCUAAUAUACAACAGACAAUUCCAACAACGACAGCUGCCGUUCAUCAAAAUCCCACCACCAGGAAUUCUGCAUUCCAGGGACUAUUUUAUAACCAAAGAAACAAAUAAAGUUUAUUGUGAACUUCGCAACUGUUUUGCCCCACCCCCUUUACCCUUCUAAAACCAAGCCCCUUCUUGUUCCCUACCAAGUUGUGACGCAUUCUCCCCUUGGUUAUUGUGGGAGACCCUGCUGUUCUUCAAACAUCUGCUGUCUCCUGCUCCUGUCCUCCGUGGCCCUGGGUGAUCGGACAGGUGGGCGGCCCACUGACGCCCUGACGGUGAGCGGGGCACAGCAAAAUGGCUGCCCUCGCCAGCUCGCUGAUCCGGCAGCGCAGGGAAGUCAAGGACCCCCAAGCCAACCGCCAGAUCUCCACCAAACGCAAACCUUGCCCCAAGAGCAACAAGUCGCUCUGCCAGAAACAGAUCCUCAUCCUCAUCUCCAAAGUCCGGCUUUGUGGCAGUCGAGGAAGAAAACUAGAAAAAAGACCCGAGCCUCAGCUGAAAGGUAUCGUCACACGUCUCUAUUGUCGGCAUGGCUUCUACCUGCAAAUGUUACCCGAUGGCACCUUGGACGGCACAAAGGACGAAAACAGCUCCUUCUUGCUGUUCAACUUGAUUCCUGUGGGUCUGAGGAUAGUGGCCAUCCAGAGCACCAAGACAGGACUCUACAUAGGCAUGAACAGCGAGGGCUACCUUUACACAUCAGAACAUUUCACACCGGAGUGCAAGUUUAAGGAGUGUGUGUUUGAGAACUAUUAUGUCACAUACUCCUCGAUCCUGUACCACAAACAGUCGGGUCGGGCCUGGUACAUUGGCAUCAACCGAGACGGACAGGUUAUGAAAGGAAAUCGGGUCAAAAAGACUAAAGGAGCAGCCCACUUCCUUCCCAAGCUUAUAGAGGUUGCCAUGUACAGGGAACCAUCGCUACAUGAUGUUGCCGAGCAAAGCCCGCCUAGGAAAACGGCCAAAACAUCAGACUCCCCCGUCCAUAAAAACGGCAAGAAAGACCAAGUGCUUCCCGCCCCACAGCCUCCUAGCGGCAGUAGAAGAAAGUCUUCGUUUGCACGGACUUGCCAUGAACGCCAGCAGUGGCACAGGAGGUCUGGUACAAACAAUGUUUGUAGUCCCUCCAACCGACCCUCAGAACUUUGA